Molecule: messenger RNA, 207 nt
Organism: Botrytis fragariae
Lineage: Eukaryota; Fungi; Ascomycota; Leotiomycetes; Helotiales; Sclerotiniaceae
Exons: 2
Coding region: 6-203 (65 amino acids)
Source: RefSeq, a predicted model, not a curated record
UUUAAAUGCAGAAGAGGGAGAAGACGAAGAAGACCAACCCAAAUCCAACUGCGCCACUCUCAAACGGUCAGCUCAUGACAGGACAGGACAGGACAGGACAGGAUCUCAAUACCACAAGAUUGGAAAUCCAAACUGGAGCACGGUCCAACUUAGCGGACGACAAACCACCGAUUCAUUCUUCCUUAAACCGAACCUUGUCUUGACUUA